AUGCUGGGCUGGAUAUUCCUACUAUUAAGUCAUGUGAUUUCUCAAGAAAUAGAGCAUGCAGUUGUAUUUGGAAGCACAGAGGAGCUUGCUUACUACUAUGUCGAUAUCUGGGUCGGAACCCCAGCAGUCAAACAAACUGUUAUUGUCGACACAGGAAGUCGACUUACAGCAUUCCCUUGUGCUGGUUGUGACAGCUGUGGCCAACAUAUGGAUUCUUAUUUUAAUUACUCAAAAUCAACAACUGCACGUUUAGUCAAUUGCGAAGAAACCUCUUGCUCUUCUUGCCAUGAACAAAAAUGCGAAUAUUCACAAAGCUAUGCUGAAGGAAGCUCAAUUUCAGGCUUCCUCGUCGAAGAUUUAGUUAUGUUUGGUGAUGAUUUCCAGCACUCCAAAGCUGUUCUUUUUAAAUUUGGCUGCCAUAAAAGAGAAACCAACCUUUUCAGAACUCAAAAAGCUGACGGGAUUAUGGGAUUAGCAUUUCCAAGAAGCAGAACCCCAUCUAUUAUCGAUGUUUUGUUCCAAGACCAUGAUAUUUCUACUGAUAUUUUUGCCAUUUGUUUUGGCAAAGUAGAUGGGUACAUGACAAUUGGGGGUUACAAUGCUUCUUUACAUAUCAAUCCUAUAAAGUGGGCCACUUUGCAUGAUGAAACUUUUUAUUCGGUAACAAUAAAUAAUGCUUUAGUCAAUGGAACUGCAUUGCAUUUGAAUUCUAGGGAUAAUUCGAGGACUUUUGUGUCAAAUGCUAUUGUUGACUCAGGAACGACUUAUACUUAUUUGACAAGUUCUAUAUAUGAUCCUUUAUGGCAGGCUAUAGAAAACUUUUGCCAAGGAGAAGGGAAAUGUGAUGGAGUCAGGAGACAUGUCAAUGGAGAGGGCCAUGUAUGUUACCAUUAUAACAUUGAAAAAUAUCCAGAUUUGUAUCAUUUUUUCGAUACUUUUCCAACUAUCGAAUUAACAAUUGGGGAUAUUAAUGUAGCUUGGCUGCCUGAGUAUUAUUUAUCAUCAUGGCAAGAUUACCAAGAUAUUUAUUGUAUAGGAAUCUACAAUACUGGAGGGGGAAGUGUGUUGGGGGGAAAUUUUAUGAGAGGACAAGAUGUUGUGUUUGAUAGAGAAAAUGAUAAAAUUGGCUUUGCUGAAUCAGAGUGCAACCCAGCUCAUGUUCAUGGAAAUACGAGAAGACUGCAUGGAAAAUAUGCAAGCCCUGAAAAUUAA
Messenger RNA from Blepharisma stoltei, 1212 nucleotides. The record is from the annotation of a GenBank genome assembly. NCBI's taxonomy places the organism in Eukaryota, Ciliophora, Heterotrichea, Heterotrichida, Blepharismidae.